Molecule: messenger RNA, 1855 nt
Organism: Amoebophrya sp. A120
Lineage: Eukaryota; Dinophyceae; Syndiniales; Amoebophryaceae
Source: the annotation of a GenBank genome assembly
UGCUAAUCUGCCUUCCCUGGACUCACGAUCAUGCAACUUUAGCGUUCUUGGAGAUUAUCUUCACCUAGCCAGAAAUCGAGAAAAUUGUCUUGGCCGCGAAGGCGAGCAUAGCCAUAGUGCCUUGCUAACGUCUGCGUCUGUACUUUCGCCCCCGCCGUGACAGCGGUCGGAAAGGUCCUGGGUUGGCUUCGCAUCUUCAAGCGGCGAGGACCUAGAUUUCUAGAUACGCACAGAAGUCUUAGUGUGGCGUUGUGAUUCAUUUUCCUCAUCGGGUACCUAUCAACACGUUAUUUAACGAGGAACAGCAGACGCACCUUCGCUGCAAUAUUUCACGACGAUCGAACCCAAAGGAAAAAGAACAGCACAACAGUAAACUACAUCAGGCGCGACGGGGACGACCCACGACAACAAGAUGACUACGACCCUUCACGCGGAAGGAACUAGAAUUCUACCUGUGCAGCAGAAGAUGCCCACCACGGCCGCCACUCCGGCGACCUCCAGCCGGAGUGCCAGUGCGCACACAAGACGAGCAGGAGAUGAUGGCAAAUCCUGGUAUCGGCGAGACACCAGGAAGGAGACGCAAAAUCAGGCCCAUGAGCGGCUGUACAGAAUACCGGAGCACAGGAGACCGGGAUUUAAGCCUCCAUUAACAGCCGCCGUGCCCAACUGCGCCGUGUCAAGGCGGCCAAGCAGGAAAUCCUUUCGCCGCGUCGAGUUUCACAACUCCGCGAUGAAACCGACCUUGCUGCAGAGAGAUACGUAUCUACCAUCGAUUUUUUUUCAGCAUGAUGAUGAAUGAUCUCUCUCUCAAACAGGACCUCCAACCAUAUUUUGAAGAGCAGAAUGAGCUGUGCAUUCGGUUCAUCAAAUUCUUACACUGCAGCUCCAAGCCCUACCUCAAUGUCAAUACUUCCAGGUGGUUGCAGCCAGAGCCAGAGCUAACCCUGACCAGAGCAAAUGUUGCGAGAUAUUUCAUGGACAAACUAGAUAAAGGUAUGGUGUCUGGUGCUUGUUUGAUCGUGGUAUCGAUACCGUGCUGUAAAAACGCUUCUAUGUCUACGAGUUACUCUUGUAUCGACAGGGGAAGAUCGAUGCCGCGUGCCACCGUCGACGUAGUCUUGACGCAUUGCAUUUCAACAUCGCACGUGAUAUGUACACUCACAUCCAAUAUCGGUAUUGAAUGUAUUGUAAGAAAUCGUUUACCUUACGUUUACUUAGGUUAUCAGCUCGAGAAAACCAAAACGUGUGGGGCCGGCGGGGGCGCUGCGCGUAGUGCGGGCGGUGCAAAGUGGGACGAUAGAAUAAGGCCAUGGACAAAAGCGGGCUACACGGGGGACUUCCACGACCCAGUCUCAAAUCCGGGCUACGGUCGAGCUCCGUACGGGGGAAUCUUUACGAACUUCCGAUAGAAGAGCUGCUUCUACGGGACGGAGCAUGAUUUUUCCAACGGAAAUUUAUGGACCGAAAAGAAGACGUCGAAACCGAAAGUGAAAAAAGUGCGUGGUCCUCUGUAAAAUUAAGGUGAAACUACUUGCACCACCGCUAUGUACAAUACGAGACAAUACAUGAUUAUGAUUCGGAAGCAAAAAUGAAAACGCUACCAAUGAUAUCAGUAAUUUACCAUUCUUUACACGUUGACGCGACCUUAAGUCGACAGUUACCAUUUGAAAUUUACCAUUAGCAAAACUAACAAGGAACAUUUUGAGGAGUUGUAAAGUGUCAAAAUUAGGCGUAGAAAAUGAAAGAGCAAUUCAUGUAACUUUGCUAUUUUAGAAUACUGAAAUGCACCACAUAGGAACAUCUACGGAUACACCCUGUACAAGAAUAAUUUUUACAAUAUCGAAUUCCCGAACAG